This is a messenger RNA of Homarus americanus (American lobster), 2625 nucleotides long. It is a transcript of the gene EMC3, whose product is annotated as ER membrane protein complex subunit 3-like. The record is from RefSeq and is a predicted model, not a curated record. Lineage: Eukaryota; Metazoa; Arthropoda; Malacostraca; Decapoda; Nephropidae. The coding region runs from base 174 to 947 and encodes 257 amino acids. Gene Ontology annotation, biological process: protein folding in endoplasmic reticulum. Gene Ontology annotation, cellular component: membrane; EMC complex. The transcript has 6 exons.
UCAGACCUCUUCACUUUAGUUUCUCAUCAGAUCGCUUCAACCUAUCUUCAGAUCACUAACUUCAGUCCAACCUUGCCUCAGUCUCUCCUCAAAACCAAUUCUCUGUAACACGGGCGCGACUGACACAUUGAUCAGUCCGACCACCUCAACAGUGUCUCAACGACCGUAUAAAUAUGGCGGAAUUGCUUUUAGACUCGGACAUAAGAGUAUGGGUCUUUUUACCCAUUGUACUCAUCACAUUCCUCUGUGGAAUCCUGAGGCAUUAUGUGAGCGUAUUAAUCUCCACACAGAAGAAAGUAGAUCUAACACAACUUCAGGAUAGCCAAGCUAUGAUUCGAUCAAGAAUGCUGCGAGAGAAUGGGAAAUACAUACCUGAACAGUCCUUCCUCAUGCGUCGACAUUUCUUCAAUAAUGAUGAAUCUGGCUACUUAAAGACUGUAAAGCGUGCAUCGGCUCCACAACCUAUGACUGACCCAAAUAUGAUGGUAGAAAUGCUUAAAGGACAAUUAACAAAUAUGCUACCCAUGAUUGCCAUCGGAGGCUGGAUCAACUGGACUUUUUCAGGAUUUGUUACAACUAAAGUGCCCUUCCCACUAACACUGAGAUUCAAGCCCAUGCUGCAGCGAGGCAUUGAACUUGUCUCCUUAGAUGCGUCUUGGGUAUCAUCUGCCUCUUGGUAUUUCCUCAAUGUUUUUGGUCUUCGCUCUAUUUACACCCUUGUUCUUGGGGAGAAUAAUGCUGCUGAUCAGGCUCGCAUAAUGGAAGAACAGAUGUCUGGUGCAGCUAUGGCUAUGCCUCAGGACCCCAAGGCAGCUUUUAAAGCAGAAUGGGAAGCCUUAGAGAUAGCUGAACAUAAGUGGGCUCUCAAGGAUGUUGAGUCAGACCUCCUACAGAAGCAUGAGGUGGAUUGGAUGUUCAAUGCUCAGUCUUAUGGAAAUACCACAUAAUAAGGAUUUGUUAAAGUGACACACGCAGAAUCUGCCCUUAGCAUUUUGGUUGCUGACCUCUCCACAUCUCCAUACGUUGAUGACCAGAAAAUCAUGAUGCAUAUGUUCAAGAAUUCUUUAUGAUUGGUUAUCACAAAGAAAGGAAACACCAUUGCUUGCAUUUAACAGUGUGUAUAGAGAGUAAGUUUGCCUCGAUAAGGAGUGGAAGGAUGUAAAUUCAUGAAGAUAGACCGUGUAAAAAUGAGGGGGGAGUUUACAGGAAAAAACUCGACAAAUAAAAAAUCAGUAAUGUAUACAGGAUACCGUACUCUCAAAUUUGGAGCAUGUAUGGGGGACUACCAGAUGAUACAUUUCAUAUGAGCAUGACACAAAAAAUUACUAUUGGUUUAAAGUUUAACUUCACCAGUGGUGAAUUCAAUAAGGAAUGAUCACAGGAAAUGAAUAAUACUUUGCAAAAACAUUUUAACCUUACACUUAAUACAGCACCUAGAUUGUACAAUUGGUUGCCUGGAUCCAUGAAGCAGCUGACUUCUGUGAAGGCCUUUAAGAAACAACCUCUUUUUUUAUGAAAGCUUAUGAUCCCUAACUGGGUACUGUGAUGCAGGGCUGCCGUUUAAGCCUCAACUGUAUGACGUAAUUUUUCCUCAUGUUUUCUUUUGGUAUUAAUGUCGGUAAUGUCUUGGCAAAAUGAUAUAUUUGGAUAUAUAAUGCCAUUUUCACUGGCCCAUUGGUUUAAUAUAAACAUGCACAUACAAAAACCCUACAACCAUAUAAUAUUAUAACAUAACAUGGGAGCAUUAAACACUAAUUGAACAAAAAAUAUCAAACAGAAGUUAGCAUCCUCUGAUUUGGUGUAAAAUUUAUACAUCCACCCUGGAAUUUCACAGCCUCAGACAAGGCUAUUGAUGAAUUAAUAUAGUCUGGAUUUUUUAUUCAUUAAAAUAAAUUUAGAAAAUUGUCUCCGUGUCAAACUGGGGUUUCCACAGCAGCCAAGGGUCCCAUUUUGAUUUUGCAAGUCACUUAUUACCCACAAUCCAUUUAUACUAUACAUUAUCUGUUGAAAUAUACUAAAGGAAUUGAUGAAAAAGUCACAUAUAUUACUGGAUUUCUAGAACAAUGAGGAAUAUAUUCCUUACAGCGUUUCAGUGAGGACGGGCUUUCCUCAUGACGUCACUGACUGUCAUUUGUUUUCCUCGGCAGACGAUAUUCCUUAAAACUGCAGCCCUGCUGUGAUGGAGAAUUACAAAGUUUAGGAAGUAUUAAAACUUAGGGUACUGUAUAUGAAUGAUAGAAGUCGAACUGUCACUUUUUGUUAUCAUUUAUUGAAGUAAGUAUUUCUUUUAAUUCGCAAGUCUUUGACUUUGUAGUGUUUUGAGCAUUAGUGAGUUCUAUAGAACUGGCAUUUUUAAGAAACAAAAGACCAGCUAUUAUUAUUAUUAUUAUUAUUAUUAUUAUUACGUAUUAAUACUUUAUAUAAUCUCACUUGAGGGUGGAAAUUUGCAGUAACACUUUUCCAAAGGAACACACAAUAUAUUGUUGAGCUGAAAAGUAACUACAGUCAACCCUCACUUUACGCGGUCCCACAUUCCGCGUUUCCACGUUUCCACGGUGCCCUACCAGAACCCAGGAUGCUCACAUUCCGCGGUGGGUGUACCCCUUUACACGGGUGAAGUAUAAU